Molecule: messenger RNA, 6112 nt
Organism: Trichobilharzia szidati
Lineage: Eukaryota; Metazoa; Platyhelminthes; Trematoda; Strigeidida; Schistosomatidae
Source: the annotation of a GenBank genome assembly
AUUCAAUGAUGCUGCAUGGUUCGAGGAUAUGUGCCUAUCGUGUUAUUGUUCAAAUGUGACAGAUAAGUGUGAAAGUGUAAAAGGCUAUCGAAAAUCUCCGCAUGAUAAAGCAUUCAAUUCGAAAAGUGGUCCAAUCAUUUUAACCACAUAUAAAGAUGAUGGUAGUGUUGAAGAAGGUCAAGGUGCUACUGAAGUCGAAGAAGACUUACUUCGUGUACCUGAUGUUCCAGAUGAAUCAACAUUUGCUGAAAGUGAUUUUGGUCUUCUAGGUUCAUGGGUUACAUCUUAUGGAUAUAAUAUCAAAUUGAAUAUUCGAUUAUUCGGUGAAAGUUCAAGUCAUCUACGUGGACCAUAUCUCAUUUUACAUUCAUCAAAUCGUUCUCUGUAUUGGUGUCCACCAACAGACCGUCUCUUAGUGCAUAUUAUUCCAACAGGAUACGACAAUCGAGUGAAUAUACGACUUUCUGAACGUGAACGUUGGCAUAUUGAUAAGGAAUGUAAAGAACCAGUUGAUCAGACAAUUGGACGAGCUGGUUUUAUGCAAGUCUUAGGUGAUGUGAAAAAAGUCGGUCUACGUGUGAAAUAUUUCCGUGAUCAAAGUAGUCUGGAGUUGUACAAUUUACGUGUUGAACAUGCUGUUAAAUCGGAUGUACCAGGUCAAUGGGUUGGUGAGAUUGAACAGUGUACAUGUCCUUAUGGUUAUGAAGGCUUGUCAUGUGAGAAAUGUGCACCUGGAUAUCAAAAAGAUCCUGAGGAUCCAUUGAAAUGUCGACCAUUCUGUGCAUGUGAUAAAUGUGAUGCUGAUGGGAAUUGUAUCAACUGCCCUGGUAAUCGUGCUGGUCCAAGAUGUCAACAGUGUAAAGAAGGCUUUUAUCGUCCAGAUAAAAAUCUGAUAACAAGUGACUGUCAACCGUGUGAUAUGUGUGGCAAUAAUUUACCAUACGUUGUUAAAGAAUGUCAUUUCAAUCCACAAACAGACGAUGACUAUUUCUGUAAAUGUAAAGUGAAUGAAGACGGGAAACUUAUUGACGCUAAAUGUGAUCGAUGUAAACUAGCUGUGGAUACAGGUGAUGAACCACCUGCGGAUGCUAAAUGUGAUACUAAACCUGAGCCAAGUGAUUGUCACUAUCAUGGAACACAAUCGAUUACAGACAGUGGAGAAUGCCAGUGUAAAACGGGUUACUCAGGUGGAAAAUGUGAUGAAUGCACAGAAGGUUAUUUCAAUCAUGAAGGAAAAUGUUUACAGUGUUAUUGUUCUGGUAAAACAUCAUCUUGUCGUCUAUCCAAUGAACACUACUUCUGGAAUAUUACACCGGAGGAUUCAGCUGGAUUUGGUUUCAAUGUUUGGCUUGGUCAAAGAUUAUCAAUGGGUGGAGUAGAACGUGUUGAAAGAACUCCUGAUGGAGUUCCACGUAUUGAACGUGUUGAGGACAGUUUUUACGUGAAACAUCCGCUUAGUAAUAAGGGAGUAAUUCAUUUUGGAAUUGAUUUAAUUUCUCCGAAACCAACUUCUCCAACACAAAAUGAUGUAACUAUUUAUAAAUACUUGUAUGGAGGUCAAAUGUCGUUUAAAAUUGAUUCAAUUAAAACUGAUCCAAAGGAAUUAACUCAAAGAGAAGCAAGUGUUAUAGUGGAACUUGAGUCACCACGAUAUGGACGUUCAUGGACUUUGGCAAUAUUCAAUCUAGAAAAACAACGUUAUGAAAUUGAAUUCAAUGAAAAUUGGUGGCCAGGAGGAUGGCGUUUAGGUACACCUUUAAAUCCAUUCGAUUCACAAACUAGUAUGACAAGAGAUCAGUUAUUGCGUGUAUUGACCACGACAACAAGUAUUGGUAUUAUAACAAGUAGUGGAGACAGUGAAUCAUUGAAUGGAAUGAAAUUGUCAGGACUAUCUAUACAAGUUGCUCUACCAGUUAGAACAAGUGAACGUCAAUCAUUUGCAAGACAACAAGGUCUACCAAUAGCUCCAGUCGAGAUGUGUGAAUGUCCGAAUCCAAGUGGUCCAGAUGAACGUGAAUUAUCGCCAAGUUGUGAAGGUUGUAAAGAUCUAUCAAAACAAACAGUAAUUCGCCUAGAACCCCUUGGUGAAGAUUUAACCUGUGGAGGCUGUUCAGGUGAACAAUGUGGAGAAUGCUCAGAAGGCGAAUACAACUAUGAUAUAUAUGGUGGAAAACGUUUGGAUGUAUGUCAGAAAGGUCUUACAAUCGAUACAAAAUCCCAUCAGAUCAUUGUAAAGUUAGGUGAACCAAUUAAUCUAGUCUGUAAAGCUACAUCCUACCGUGGUGGUUUAGUGACACAUGAAUGGAUUACGCCACAAAAAGAAUAUGCCAGUCAACCAAGUAUUACUCGGAAGUACCUGGAGAAAUCUGAUCAAUACGAGAAAGGAAAUAUGACAACUUAUCGUACAGAAGCAUUACUAGAAAUCAAGUCCGCUAAACCUGAAGAUGCUGGAGAAUAUGUGUGUGUUGCCAAAGGAGUUGGUUCACAGAUGAACGAAACAUUUUAUGUCAUAGUUCGUGAUCCAAGUACAUCACCUCCUGAAGCACCUGAAGAUGAUGAAGUCAAUCGUAAAUUCCCCAUACCGACGCCGUCAAUUUUAGAUACGCCUGAAAUGGCAGUUUAUGAAAUAAAACGAGACCCAGAAAAUCCUCAGAUUACACUGAUUUCUGGUCAAGUGAAGCCUGAUAUCCUGGAGGCAUAUCAUACUGUCUGGCAGUCAGUUAAUGGUACACCGUUCGACACAAAAACAGAGAUUACUGAUACUGCUCGUGGAGCUUUUACAGUUCGUCUUCCUAUACCAUAUGAAUCAGUUAACUGUGGAAAUGAAACAAUUAUUGGUUAUUUUGUCGGUAAAGAUCCUAUCUAUACACCAUAUUGGACAAGAAUGACAGAGCCGACUAUAGUCGAUACAGAAGCUGGAGAAAUCUCCCCAAAUGACAUUCUCAAUCCUCCUGCUGAAGUAACUAUUCCCUUCAUGCAACCGUAUACUAUCCGAGUGGGAACAAAACCAGGCAAAGAAGAUAUCAGCGUGAUUUGGAAAAAAGUUGGACCACUUCCUGAAACAGUAGUUACAGAAAAGAAACCUGAUGAAGAAGUAGAACCAAAAGAGAUUGAUAUCAGCCUGCCUGAAGGUAUUACACCAGGUAAAACAAAUCUUAAUAUUUGGGCUGCUGUUGAACAACAUGAAGGUGUUUAUGAAGGCACUGUUGUCCGUGAUCGUGAUGGUGUAGAAGUGAAACGUGUUCAGACAAUUGUACGCGUGAAACCAAUGAGUCAAGGUGGUAAAACAGAAUUAGGUCUUGCUGAAGCAGCUGAAACUAUUGAAGAUGAUACUGAUGGUGAUGAUGAAGAGGCGAAAGAUCUGCAAACAUGGGAUUUUACAGUUAGCGGUUUUACACCUGAAGCACGACACUGUGAACAUCCUACUUGGACAGUGGUUGAUUAUCAAAUGAAUAAGACUAUUGAUGUAACAGAUAAAGUUGAUCGUACUUCAGCUACACACUUCAAGGUGAAUUAUCCCCUAACAAGCGGAUUAUAUCUCCGAUUUCAAUGUCAACCAAUACCGAAAAGUAAUCUGACUGGAGAGAUCAGAUUUAAUGUCUCCUCUCCUGAUCCACGCAUUAUACUAAAACCGUUUUAUGAUAAUCCUGAUUCUACAUUCCCAACAAGAUUAGUCUGUAUGGAUUUGAAUCCAGAAUAUGAUUCAUCAUUACGCAUAACAUCAUCAUCAAUGAGUCAAGAAAAAAUUUCCUAUGCAACUGUUCCAGCUGACAAAGUGAUAAUGAUAAGAAAAGGUGAUAUACCGGCUAGUCGUCGAUUGGAAAUCGAUUGGAGACGUAUCGGUGAAUUUGAUCCAUACAAUGAUGCUGGUUAUUAUACGUGUUUUGUAAAUAACACGGAAACAAACGGAUCAAGAACAAUUAAAAUCCCUGCUGAUAAAGUACCUGUUCAGUUACCUGAAGAUCCAUUUACACGGCUGUAUAUCUAUUCACCGGAUACUUAUGUUGUUCCUGAAGCUGAUGGUACAGGAGCUAAAGUAAUGAUUCCAGAAGGUGAAAUGCUAAGGAUUUAUUGUGUAUUGGAAGCUAGACCAUCCGAAGAAUUUACUGGUUGGCAUCAUACAAAUCCUGAAAUGGAAAACAUUUUAAAAAUUGAUCAUAAAUCGUAUUCAUCAUUAGCUAAAACAGAGAAAGCUGAUUUAAGCUUAGAUGGACAAAAAAUUGAAUGUACACUUGGUCAAAGAAGUAAAGUAGUAGAAAUAUCUGUCAUUCCAAAAGAUGAGCGAAGAAUUCAUGCAAAAAUCCUGAGUGAUGCAUUCGUCAAUGAUCGUCUAAUUGGUAUUACGGGAGGUGAUCUGAAUCUGACAUGUGAUGUUAAACAUGUCGGUCGAAAACCUGCUGCUAUAGAUCGAAUCGAUUGGUAUGUCCAAUAUCCUAAUGGAAUACGACGUGAGAUUAAACGAACAAAACUAGCCGAGAGUAUAACAACUAGUCCACAGGGUGAUUGGAUUUAUUUUCUUCUAUUAUCGGAUAAACCACAAGGAGUCAACGUAUUUUGUGUUGUCCGCCUAGAAGAUAUUCAAAAGGCCACCCAAGCAUAUUAUUCUUCACCACAAGUUAGUCUUUGGAUACGUGAACCAAAAUUGUUAGUCUAUAUUGAUGGGGAAGAUCGACCUGGUAUUGUCUCUGGUGCUGAAACACAAACGCUAAAGAUUAAGUGUAUUGUGAAAGAUGCUUGGCGUAAUAAAACUAUCGAUGAUGCUGAAAUUGAUUGGGAAACAAAGGUGACAUCAAUUCAAGAAGAAAUGUCAGACAAUAAUGAACGUGCUAGACCCCAAGCAUCACCUAGAGAUUAUCCAAUGUUAGGCGCUAAAGCAUUAUAUGAUCAAAUGAUAAUAGCUGGUAUACGACGUCAACCAAAUUGGGUUGCAAGAUUCAGAUGUAAAGGAACAGAUUUAAAAACUGGUGCAAGUGAAUAUUCAGAUUAUGUGAAAUUAGAAGUUUUAGCUGGUGAUACUUUGGAACAAAUCCCUAAAAUUCGAAUAGUAUCCCAUACUGAUGCAAGUUCACCGUAUCCAAACAAAGUUGAGUGUAUUGACGACAAUCAAAAUCAUGAAUCGCAGGUCACUUGGACACGUCAAGAUGAAUCAAUUGAUCAGGAACAGAUAACAACCGCGCCUAAUUCAGCUACACUGAAAUGGACGUAUAAUGGAGUGGAUAAAUUCGAUCCAAGAAUUCAUGCUGGUAUUUAUACAUGUAGAGCUGUUAAUCCGUAUUCAUCGUCUGUGAAACAAGUGUACAUUCCGUAUGAUUUAAUGCCUACAGAUUUUGAGACACCAAUUAUUCCUGAAGUACGUAUCUUUUCAAAUGUCAAUGAAAUAUUCCAAGAUGCUGAGGAUCGAUAUGUUCGUGUUAUUCAAGGUCAACCAUUUGAACUGAUUUGUACAUUUUAUGGACAUCCUCCACCAGAAGGUGGUCUCCAAUGGUCUAUUGACAGAUUCAAUGGUACACGUAGUUCCUUAAGUUCACAUUGGUUAUCAAUGCAAGGCUUGACAAUUCAUUCUGGUCGUCAUUAUUGGACACAGAUUGGUUCACAGCAAUUUGAUGCACAAGGUAGACAUACAGGUGUAUUUCAGUGUACAGCAAUGAAUGCUAUUGGUCAGAUGAUUGAAAGAGAUCAAGUCAGAGUUGAACUUCAUAAAGUUUAUGUACGUAUUAAUGAAUUGAGUGAAUCUGGUCUAAUCGAGAAUCAAAAAGGUCAAAAUGGUACAAUUACAUGCAAUGCCUAUGAUGGUUACCUACAAUUCAUUCUACCUGAUGCCACUUACUCCUGGGAGGUGGAACGUAUCAAUGGUGAACGUGUCCAUCCAAAUCUAAUCGCCGAUCAAGUAGAAAUUGACAAUAAUCAACUACGUUAUUAUGGUUUAUCGUCUGCAGCAAACAAUCUGCGGAUACGUUGUAUCUCGCUGAAUGAUACAGCACGUUAUAUAUCCUCAGAUUUCAGUUUUCGUGUAUACGGUGAAAAAGGUGAACCGAUUAAAACGUCUGAUUUAGAACCUGGUGGAACACGAUGGAUAAGUGGAGAGACUAAUGGUAUACAACUUCAAAAAUAA